CGGAAACUGGCGCUUGUUUCCGGCCGGACGGCCGAAAGCCACCGAUCCUGAACCAGCCGCCGGAGUCGGAGUGGCGACCGGGUGUGGAGCAGGCAAAAAGCCACAGAGGGAGGCCAAUCCCGAUCAGUCCCGUCUGGCUUCAGCUCCAGGUCCUGUGUGGAGCAACAGCCCCGGUCGCAGUGUCCGCCGCCGCCUCCGCCUCCAUCGUCGUCGGGGGAGGGGCCGGUCGGACCCGGGGGUCACUGCCGAGGAAUGAGGAGAGGCGGCCGGGCCCCGUGCUCCGCCCCGGCCUAGGGCCUUGCCCCGGGAGUCGCGAGGACCCAUCUUAAUCCCUCUGAAUUGUACAUAGGCCCCUGGAGACUGGAAUUUGGUCAUAUUUUAUUUCUAAGAAAGUUAUAUUUGAUUUUGUUGGAAGAUCCCACAUUAACUAAAAUCAGUCUGCCAAGAUAAUCAUUCAUCUCUCCCUCCCACCUAAUCAAGAGCUGUAUGAAAUCUGUGAAGGCCUGAAUUUUGAUCUAUGUCCUGCCUGAAUCCCGCUGCUUGAAAGUACUUGAUGAUCACAUGACCCUGGACAUGGAUGCUGUCCUGUCGGAUUUUGUCCGUUCCACAGGAGCAGAGCCAGGGCUGGCCCGAGAUCUCCUGGAAGGAAAGAACUGGGAUGUGAGUGCUGCCCUCAGUGACUUUGAACAGCUACGACAAGUCCACGCUGGGAACCUGCUCCCAUCCUUUAGUGAAGGGAGUAGUGGCUCCAGGAGCCCUGAAAAAGGGGGUUCCGAUAGAGAGGCUGCUCGCCCUCCCCGACCCAUCCUCCAGCGGCAGGAUGACAUCAUUCAAGAGAAACGCCUGUCUAGGGGCAUCUCCCACGCCAGCUCCAGCAUUGUCUCCCUGGCCCGGUCCCAUGUCUCCUCCAAUGGUGGGGGUGGGGGGAGCAGUGAGCACCCCCUGGAAAUGCCCAUCUGUGCCUUCCAGCUUCCAGAUCUCACUGUGUAUAAUGAAGACUUCCGCAGCUUCAUAGAGAGAGACCUCAUUGAGCAGUCCAUGCUGGUUGCCUUGGAACAGGCAGGGCGUUUGAACUGGUGGGUAAGUGUGGACCCCACCUGUCAGAGGCUGCUUCCUUUGGCAACUACUGGAGAUGGGAACUGCCUUCUGCACGCAGCCUCUCUUGGGAUGUGGGGCUUCCACGAUCGGGACUUGAUGCUCCGGAAAGCUCUGUAUGCACUCAUGGAGAAGGGAAUAGAGAAAGAAGCACUGAAAAGGCGCUGGAGAUGGCAGCAGACACAGCAGAAUAAAGAGUCAGGGCUGGUAUACACAGAGGAUGAAUGGCAGAAGGAAUGGAAUGAACUGAUCAAACUUGCCUCGAGUGAACCCCGAAUGCAUCUGGGUGCCAAUGGAGCCAACUGUGGUGGGGUGGAGAGUUCUGAGGAGCCAGUCUAUGAGAGUCUGGAAGAGUUCCAUGUCUUUGUCCUCGCUCAUGUACUCAGGAGGCCCAUCGUCGUCGUGGCAGACACCAUGCUGAGGGACUCCGGAGGAGAAGCAUUUGCCCCUAUUCCCUUUGGGGGAAUCUAUCUGCCCUUGGAGGUCCCAGCCAGCCAGUGUCACCGCUCCCCUCUGGUGCUCGCCUACGAUCAGGCCCAUUUCUCUGCACUCGUGUCCAUGGAGCAGAAGGAGAAUUCCAAGGAACAAGCUGUGAUCCCACUUACGGAUUCAGAGCAUAAACUGCUGCCCUUGCACUUUGCUGUGGACCCUGGAAAAGGCUGGGAGUGGGGCAAGGAUGACAACGACAAUGUCCGAUUGGCCAGUGUAAUUCUGUCCCUAGAGGUCAAAUUGCAUCUGUUGCAUAGCUACAUGAGUGUGAAGUGGAUCCCACUGUCCUCCGACAGCCAGGCUCCUCUGGCCCAGCCUGAGUCCCCCACAGCCUCCGCUGGAGACGAGCCCCGCUCUACUCCUGAGUCUGGGGAAUCAGACAAGGAGUCAGUUGGCAGCAGUUCAACCAGCAAUGAGGGCGGCAGGCGGAAGGAGAAGGCAAAGCGGGACCGGGAGAAGGACAAGAAGAGAGCGGAUUCUGUGGCUAACAAACUGGGCAGCUUCGGCAAGACCUUGGGCAGCAAGCUCAAGAAGAACAUGGGCGGCCUCAUGCACAGCAAGGGUUCUAAGCCUGGAGGGGCGGGAACGGGGUCAGGGGCGAGCGGUGGCACUGAGACACUGGAGAAGAAGAAGAAGAACUCACUGAAGAGCUGGAAGGGUGGCAAGGAGGAGGCGGCGGGGGAUGGGCCGGCAUCUGAGAAGCCCACCUCGGAGGCCGCGGGUAAUGGAGGGGGCAAGUAUAGCCAGGAGGUGAUGCAAAGCCUGAGCAUUAUGAGGAUUGCCAUGCAAGGGGAGGGGAAGUUCAUUUUUGUUGGAACCCUGAAGAUGGGUCACCGCCACCAGUAUCAGGAGGAGAUGAUCCAGCGCUACCUCUCUGAUGCCGAGGAGAGAUUCCUGGCAGAGCAGAAGCAGAAGGAGGCAGAGAGGAAGAUCUUGAAUGGAGGGCUAGGGAGUGGGCCUCCUCCAGCCAAAAAGCCAGAGCCAGACGGUGGGGAGGAGCAGCUGACUGGCCCCCCGGCAGAGGCCAAGGCUGGGGCGUUCUCUGCUGGCUACCCUGGGGGCUUCACCAUCCCCAGGCCUUCUGGGGGUGGUGUCCACUGCCAGGAGCCCCGGAGGCAGUUGGCAGGGGGCCCGUGUGGGGGGGGCCUGCCGCCAUAUGCCACCUUCCCCAGACAGUGCCCUCCAGGGCGACCCUAUCCGCACCAGGACAGCAUCCCUUCCCUGGAGCCGGGCAGUCACUCCAGGGAUGGAGUUCACAGGGGUGCGCUGUUACCACCCUCCUUCCGCGUGGCUGAUUCCUAUAGCAACGGCUACAGGGAGCCCCCUGAGCCAGAUGGAUGGGCUGCAGGUCCCCAGGGACUUCCCCCAACCCAGACCAAAUGCAAACAACCGAACUGCAGCUUCUAUGGACACCCUGAGACAAACAACUUCUGCUCCUGCUGUUACAGGGAAGAACUGAGGAGGAGGGAACGGGAACCUGCUGGGGAGCUGCUGGUGCACAGGUUCUGAGUGGGUGGAACCUUGGAGGGCAAGGGGGCUGAACAAAGAAAGUUAAGCUCAGCUGAUUGGCUCAUCAAGACCCAGCCUCCAUGUUGAGGGGGCAAAUGCAGUAACGUUUGUGGGAGCCUGGCCAGAAGCCCUUAAGUGUGUGUGCGGUUGGAGUGGUGCCAGGCUGGCAAGCGUAGGUCAGGGCUGCACGCUGCCUCGGGGGCUGCACUGUUCCUUUGCAGAGCUUGACUUGGUGGCACUGGGGUGCUCAAGGGGGGAAAGAUGGUGCUUCUGUCUCUUAACCCCUUGGGUGCCACCCCAUGACCAAGGGAAAGUAGCAGGGGAAGGUUUGGUGUGUGGGGGUGGGAGGUGGGCAGACGCCUGGGGGAGGAACAGGUAAAGGAGGCUCUCAGUAAAUAAAAGAAAAAACAGACCAAAGUUCUUUUAGGUUGGAAAAAAGCACAAGGUGGUGGAGUUGGGAGUGUGGAGGGGAGGUGAGAAACGGGACAAAUUUACUAUUGAUUUGGAUUGAGGUAGAAGUUAAGGUGGAUAACUUCUUCCUCCCGGAGGAGCUGGAAGGAUGAGGCAGUCAUGUGGGCCCUUGUUGGGAAGAGGGGGUAGUUGCAAUCCCAGUUUACUGAGAUGGGAAAAGGAGCAACUGAAAAGGGGAAUCCGAUUCCUCUGGAGUUUUAUUUCCUUCUAGUAGUCAUUUGUCAACUGUUCUAGUCUGAGAGGAAGUUGCUGACUGCCCCCUAUCUUUUCCUCAUUCUUUUUGAGGGCCAAGCUCAGCUAAGUUAAGACGGUGGUGAUUCUUUUUUAAGAAAGACUUUAAUUUUAUUAAAAAAAAAGGGGGGGGGUCCCCUCUGGGAAAGAGAAGCGUGAUGAGCAGAGCGACUGUGUGUUGCGUCUCUCCAGUGACUCAAUGCAGAGGUGGUAUUUUUUACUACUUAGCAAUAACCAUGAAUGCACCUUGGGAGGAGUUACAGGACAGACAGACAUUUGGCCAGACUGGUCCAAACCAAACCACAAACUAAACAGAGCGCUACCAUCUUCUGCUGCUGUGUUUCUGUAGGAAGCAAUUUAUUUUAUUGACUUUUUUUUUUUAAAGGAAAAGACCCAACGAGCAAAAACAUUUUAAAAACUGAUUUUUUUUUCCUAUUUAAGUGAUUCUUUCUCCUUCUUGUCUACUUUUGGAGAAUGAAUUUAACAUCCCGGCUUCUUUUGUUAAGCCAUAGUUGACCUUAAUCUGUGGUUAGUUUAUUAAAAUAAUAAGUAAAAAAAAAAACUUUGUAAGAAGAGAUAUUUUUGAUAUUAGGACUGAUGUUAAAACAUGGGGUGGGGGUUGGGGCAAUUUAUAAUAAAGGUAGUUAAAGAAAUAUAUUUUAGUGAACUAUAACCACAGAUCACAGUUUACUCCCAAUGAGCUGAUCUGUUUGGAUUUCUGCCUUUCUCUGACCCAGCCCUGUUGUUCAGGGUCUGGGAGUGGGGAUCUGGACACAGUAGGGCGAGCUUCUUUGCAUUUUGCACAAAGCACAAGUCUGGACAGCCUGUGCUCUGGCCAGAGCCAUUUCUAAGAGCUUUAAACCGGAAGACCUGUCCUGGGCCAAUUUUCCUUUUUCUUUAUAUUUUUUUCUGGGAAAAAAAAUUAACUAUGCAAUUGUAUACACUCCUGGGUGCGCAUGAAGAAGGAAAAUAAGUGUACUUAAGUGUCCAGAGUGUAAAUUGGGGCUAUUUUUCUGCUUUUGGAUUUCUCCUUUGAGGUAUGUGUUAGUAACCCUCAUAGCAUUCCCAUGGAAUGUAAUGCCCCACAUUUGAUCCAAGGCAGACAUGGCAGGGGGUGUUGGAGGGUCUCUUUAUUUGCAUGUGUUCCUUCUGCUUGGGAAAGUUGUCGUCCUGUCUUCCCCUCAGUGACAAAGCCCACCAAGCGCUUUCUCCUCAUUGGACUGCUCACAGUUUAGAAACCAUCCUCCCAACAAACUUGAAAGUCACCGAUUUUCCAAAUCUGAGUCUGUUGAUUUCAUAAUUUUUUAUUAAUUCGUAGGCUUUUAUUUGAAAAUAGAUUGGUUUUAAGGAAGCAAUGAGACUCCAAAAUAAGGGAAGUGUAUGUCUUGGGGCUGGACUGGAACUUAACAGUAUGGGACAGGCACUCACUUAAGGUGCAAGAUCUAAAGGAGUACUCGGUAAUUCAGCCGAGUCCUUUUUAUUAAUGCAGUAUUUUAAAGAGUUACUGCAAAAAUCCACGUUGAACAAAAUAUGAAAAUCUUAAAUACAGAGUCUGACUAGACCAGGAUGAGCGGGAAGCUGAAUUGAGCUUAAGUCCUGCCUUUAAGUUUUUGAUGUAUUGUUCUUUGUGGAUUUGUUUGCCUUAAUUUGAUCUUGUAAAAUAUUGUAUUAAAAUAAUAUGUAUCUUGGUUACUGGGGUUUUUGACCCCUGUUAAAUUCUGUGUGCUCAUCUCGCCUUAAUCCUUUCCCUGUUUUUGGGGAUUGAACAAGGCUGGCAAAACCAUCAUCGCAUGAGCCCUAACAUGUCCCAAACAGGCGCUCACACCACACCCUGAGUUUGCACAACUCCCCCAGCUUCCCCGGAGGCUUAUGUAUCCUAGGACGCGGGCCUGGACCAAUAGGAAUGGAAACAGACCAAGGUUCCCACCCCCCCGCCCCCCAAAAAUAAAACCAGGAAAGUUUUGAUUCUCUAAUUGCCUGCUGUGUUUGGAUUUGAUGUGUUACUAGAUUUUGGUUAAUACUUUUGUUUUUAAAAUCUGAGGACAAAUGAACAAAAACAAACUUUGUAUCUUGUUUUUUUUUUUUAUUUAUAAAUUAUUCAAUUCCAAUUCUUUUUGCCCUCUUUUCAAUGAAAAAAAAGGUGGAAAUUGUAGAGGAUGGUGGAAGGGUGAAUAUUGCUAAAUUAGGGCUUUAUGCUCCAUAGCUUUUGCUAACUAUUUAUUGAGGCAUUGAAAAUUCUCUCCACUCUAAGGAUGAGGGGCCCUGAGCCAAUGGGUAUUUUUGUAUAGGGGAUAGUGAAGUUUGUUGGGCAUUAUUUUUGCUGGGGUGGGGGUGGGGGUGGGGGAAAGAACAAUGCCUGGGAAAGGCAGACACGCAGGACAGGAUGGGUUUGUGGCCUCUGGGGAGGGUAAAGAGAUAGAAGAGGCAGCACCUGCAGCUUCUCUAGGGGAGGAGGGCGUGGCUUGCCCCCAGAUGAGCAAAAGUCCCUCAGUUCAGAAGGGAUGUGUGAGUGAAGGGGUGGACCCUGUAACCCUUGAUGAAGUAUGACGUUUUCUCUCAGGCUUAAAUGUAAGUGCACUUAGCUCCUUGCAUCUAGGGUACCUACAGGAGAUUUCCAGGGUUCUUAACUCCCCUUUUGACUUUAGACAAUGCUACCCUUCCCCUUACAAUCUCUGUUCCACCCACAGUGGAGUGAGUAUGCUACGGGAGAAGCCUGCAGAUCCCUCCCUGGUUAAAAAGUUUUUCUUUCAUGCCAGUUUCGUUUGUUUGUUGUUUUUUAAUAAAAAGUUUAUCCAACUCCAAAAAAAAUUUAAGGGGAGAAUCCAUUUAAAAGAUUUAUUUGAGGGGCCAGCAUUGUGGUGUAGUGGGUAAAGCUGCUGCCUACCUUGCUGGCAUCUCAUAUGGGCACAGGUUCGAGUCCUGGCUGCUCCACUUCUGAUCCAGCUCCCUGCUAAUGCACCCGAGAAAGCAGUAGAAGAUGACCCAAGUGCUUGGGCCCCUCCUACCUGCUUGAUAGGAUGAAGCUCCUGGCUCCUGGCUUUGUCCUUGGGAGUGAACCAGCAGAUGGAAGAUUUCUCUCUGUCUAUCCCUCUCCCUGGCACUCUACUUUUCAAAUAAAAUAAAUCUUUUUAAAAGCUAAAUUUAUUUGAAAGGCAGAGUGACAGAGAGAGACCUAUCUGCUGUUUACUCCCCAAAUGGCCACAACAGCCAGAACAAAGAUAGGAGCCCAGAACUCCAUCCAGGUCUCCCACGUGGAUGCAGGGGCCCACACACUUGACCCAUCUUCCGCUGUUUUCCCAUGCACAUUAGCAGGCAGCUGGAGCAGGAGUGCAGCAGCCGGGACUCAGUCUGGUGCUGCAAUAUGCAGCUUGGCCUGCUGCACCACAACACUGGCCCCUGUCAAAAGUUUAUUUCAUAGAUUCAGUCGCCUGAAGGAGUGGGGAUGUGUGACACUCAGUGUGUGCGGGCCUGGGAAGCAGUAUCUUCCCUCUCCUGUUGGCUCAGUUUCUUUUCAAGCAAAACUAGAGCCCACAGACCAAUAAAACUUAGCAGUGGCUCAGUGCUGUGUAUUUGGUUGACAAUACUGAGCCCAGAAGAAUGCAGCUGUUUCUGAGUGACGUCUGAACCUAGCUUUUGCCAUUCCUACUCAGCCACAUGUGUGAGGUUUAGUCCCAUUUUUUUCUUCAUAAUGGAGCAUUGCAGAGGUAAUUGUCCUGGAAUUAGUUGGGGUGCCUCUGUCCUCUUUCUCCAGGGAGGCAGCGUCCCAGACAUAGCCACAGGUGAGAAGACAGAAUUAGAAGCCCCUUCCUGGCCUGGAGUCACCUGCACCCCAGAUUUUCCUAACAUCCUUUCCCUCCAGGCCCUUCGGCUGCAGAAGCAGUGAGUCAUGCAGCCUCGGUCUCUUUCCGCUUGGCAGAAAGCAGCCUGCAAAUCACAGGCUGUCUUGUCCCCUACACUUAAGUUGAUUAACAAAAUAUUUAUUAGGAGGUCCCCGUGUAGACUUUCUCCAUGCCACCUCCCUUCACUGGCUGCAGGCAUAAAGUAGGGGAGAGCAGUGGGGAGUGGGGGUGGGAAGGACCUUGGCCUCUUUCCGUGCUUAUAACUGGAUGUGUGACUCAUCUUGUGAGUCACUCCACCUCCCUCCUCCAGCUGCCCCGCCCAGCAGCCUGCACUCCAGACACAAACCUGCUAGCAGACCAGGAUCUGCAAAUGGAAAAUCGGAUGCAGCCCCUUGCCUCUCCACCCUUCCUUUCAUCCAAUAACCCCUGGGUGUAUGGGUGGGUGGGGGGGGCGGUGAGAGGUCGUCUUCCUGUUACUUAACCCUCGGCUGCUGCCCCCUUUGCAUUCCUGGUUAGGUGCUGAUCCAGAUCACCCAAAUGUCUUUCUCCCUCUGAUCCACCCCCUUCCCCUUCUAUUUUUUCUCUGUGUUUCUCCACUCUCCCAUACCAGAAAUAUUAAAGAAUUGAAUGAGGCUCUAUAAUGAAGGAUGGUGGGGAGAAGGAAAGGCAGAUAAAGGGACUUUAAAACUGUGGUGCACACCUCUUUCUCUGCUCUACGUUUUUAUGAGGACAGACUUGGGGAGCAUUUCCUUCCCCCAGGGGCAGGAAGCCCCUAGAAGGCAGGGAGGUGAGAUGGAUGUGCUCCGCAACCCUUAGCGCUUCUUGGAUUGGGCUUCUGGACCCCCUUCCUAGCAGGUGUAUUCCUCUUUCAGGCCAACUCCCUGUGUUGCAACGUCUUCACUAUUUCCACAGUGGCAGCCAGGACAGAACUUAAAAGCUGCAGCCGGAAGGGUGUGCGUGCUGGGGGGAGGGGAGAGUUGAGGGCUACUUUGGAAAACCGGGGCGGGGGAGGGGGGGCGGCACCUAAGGGUUGCAGCCUCUGUACCGACUCAAAAACAAUAAAGCAGCAGCUCUUUAACUCUU
Oryctolagus cuniculus (rabbit) is the source of this 8717-nucleotide messenger RNA. RefSeq names its product OTU deubiquitinase 7B (gene OTUD7B). NCBI's taxonomy places the organism in Eukaryota, Metazoa, Chordata, Mammalia, Lagomorpha, Leporidae. Gene Ontology annotation, molecular function: DNA binding; cysteine-type deubiquitinase activity; zinc ion binding. Gene Ontology annotation, cellular component: cytoplasm; nucleus. Gene Ontology annotation, biological process: protein deubiquitination involved in ubiquitin-dependent protein catabolic process; protein K48-linked deubiquitination; protein K63-linked deubiquitination. The record is from RefSeq and is a predicted model, not a curated record.